UAUUGAUGCUCCAGCAACGAUUAAAUUGGAAGCUAGGAAAAAUUGUCAAUCGUCUUAAUGUCACAGCUUAGAGCUCCUUAAUUUUAUACGCUUAAAUCUUACAAAUAUGUGGUACAUUUGUAUUAAGAGAGUUGAAAAGGAUCUUCAUAAAACAUUUAUAAUGAAUUAUUCGAAUAUAUCUCUCAUUAAAACAGUGUUGAGGCGACACUCUAAUAUUAAAUAGUAUGAUAAUUCUUCCUGUUAAUUUCAUUACGAAUAAUAUAAAUUCAACACUACCACGCCAAAAUAAUAUACCUUUGUAGUGCGCUCGCCACCUGAUGACGUUCAUACCUUUUGCCUGUGCGCCCAGAGCCCAUGCGCACGCAAGGAGUUUUAAGUAGUGAAUGCGAUGACAUACGUUUAUUCGCAAAUAAACUACCAAUCGCCCAGCAUCCAGGCAUAGCGCUCGCAAGGCAUAAGGCAAGAGAUGUUUAGGGUGCGUCGGUCUUGCACAAUUUUUCGCUGAUAUUGCCCAAGUGUGAAAUAUUGCAGUUCUGCGCGGAUGGGAGUCUGUGACCGUCGAUUGUGUGCCAAAUGAAGAUGCAAGGCCUGUGCUGUUCCAAGUGCUCCACAUUAAUCCUACUGCUUUUUUAUUUGAAUCACGUAGGACAUGCCCUGAGUGGAAGAUGCCCUACAGGUUCCGUGUUAGAAUUGCCGACGGAUUCGAAGGUAAAAAAUGGAAGCUUGGUUAUCGAAGGAGUUCUGUACGAAAGUGUACCUACCUGGAAUGAUGGCUCAAAACACUAUGUGUGUGAAUGCGACCUGAAACCUUGUUUCAGAAAAUGUCCAGAAGAGGUACUGCGGGAAAAUUUGUUGAAACAGAUUUCAAAUAAAACCAUGGUGCAAAUCGGCAUGGAAAGAAAUGAGGAACAUCUCUUAAAAGUUAUUACUCUACUUGACGAGUAUAUUGAUUGUCACCUUGGAUCAGAAGUAUAUUUUAACAGUCCAGGGAUCGAUGAUUAUAUUCUGUCAUCUAAUGGCGAGCUCAUUUUCCUGAGUGAUAACCAAACUCUUAAUUCAACUGAAUUUUGCAUAGGUGACACUGGAGAAAAUGCAACAAAUGCAGUUUUAUUGUGUGGUGAUGAGACUCCGCACCAUCACGAUUUAUUCAGGAAAUUGAUUUUCACACUUACAAUGAUAUCCACCGUGAUGCUGUUUCUCAACUUCAUCGUAAUUGUGUUGACAAACGAGUUUAAAAGCCUAUAUGGGAAGAAUCUAGCCUGCAUGUCUAUUACUUUGAUGGCUGGGUUGGCAGGGCUCACCUUUAUAGCACUCACAGGACACACAAUGCAUAAAUAUGUGUGCAAAAUUGCCGGAUACGCCACAUAUUUUUUUAUGCUCAGUUCCUUCUUCUGGCUAAACGCAAUGUGUUUCGACAUUUUCUUGAGCAUCAGGAAUCUCCAAAAUUCAACCAGGUCUCGAUUUGAUUCAUUCAACCGUCGAUUUUUGGUCUACUCCGUUUAUUCCACUCUGAGCCCAUUUGUGUUUUGCGUUAUUGCUGUCAUAUGUGAUAAUACGCUCACCUCAGAUGCUUUUUUAUACCCUGGGUUUGGCGUUGAAAAUUGUUGGUUCCGACAUGGUCCAGGCGUGUUCGUCGAAGAUAUAUUUUUCCAUGGGCUAGUCUUCGUUUUAAUGACUGUGAAUAUUGUCUUUACCGCAUACACCGUGUAUCAACUCAAAAAGCUCAGCCGCAACGCAGGACACGAUGACAGGCAGAAAGCCAUGGUGCAUUUCAAGCUGUUCUUCUUGAUGGGUGCUACUUGGCUGUUCGAACCAAUUUCAGCUUGGUGCCUCAAUGAACCAAACUGGUUCUUCUGGCCAAUGGAUGUCAUUAACGCUUCUAAGGGAAUUUUUAUUUUUAUUCUCUGCGUUAUUUUCAACCCAAGAGUGAGAAAUUCGAUUAUUAAGCCAUGCAAUGAACGCACUGGACAAACCACUUCAAGUAGCAAUACUGGCGUUAUGAUGCAGGAUCUGCCUGACAAUGAGACAACAAGUUUAAAUCACUAAUCCCCUAUUUUGCUAAUCGUGCUUUUGCCGAGAUAUAUUGUGACUAAUUUAAAAAUUGGAUUUUGAUCCUUGCAAUAAAAUUAUUGUUACUAAAAUAUAAAUAUAAAUAGCCACUUUUUCUAGGCAUUUUUUCGGAAGAUUUAAUUGAAAUGAUUGGCAAGGCAUAAAGUUCAUCUCCUACACUUAAAUAAACUUGUUAAUACCCCAUUCCUUGGAUUUAAAAUAAUGCAAAAUGUCAACAUGCUUGUCUUUAUACGGAUGAAGCAAGUAAAAAUAUGUAGAUUUUCUAGGUUUUAAAAUUUUGUAGAUUGUUCAGUUGAUUUUUCCUGAAUAAAUAUAUAGGAGUUUUACUAUAAUAUGCUAGCCAUAUAAA
Messenger RNA from Cloeon dipterum, 2419 nucleotides. Its product is annotated as G-protein coupled receptor Mth2-like. Lineage: Eukaryota; Metazoa; Arthropoda; Insecta; Ephemeroptera; Baetidae. The transcript has 8 exons. Gene Ontology annotation, cellular component: membrane. The record is from RefSeq and is a predicted model, not a curated record. The coding region runs from base 574 to 2046 and encodes 490 amino acids. Gene Ontology annotation, biological process: cell surface receptor signaling pathway; G protein-coupled receptor signaling pathway. Gene Ontology annotation, molecular function: G protein-coupled receptor activity.